AUGUCUCUGGCACCUGCAGCUUUCCCCCUUUUCCUUCUCCUGAGCCAUGGAGUGGCGAGUCAGAGAAUUCCGAGUUCCCGGCAGGAUUUGCAUCCAUUGCUGCAAACCAUGGCGGAAGAGAUCAUGGAAGGACGCUAUCUGAAUGCAUUCCUGGAUCUCCUCCAGUUCCUCAGUACACACGCGUGGACAGCAGACCUGCCCCACCGGGUCCUGACCUACCUGAACUCCCACAAUGCCCCCUUCACCAUGUCCAGCCUGCAGGUAACCAUGGAAGAUCACCUGGAGCAACUCUUGUACCAGCCCCAGAGGCUGCUGGGAGAUCUGAGGGCUGCCAGUGCCCAGCGAUUCCGCAUCAUCAUGAAGAGUCUCUUGGAAGACCGGCUGGACCGCCUGGACUCUGGCAACCUGGUUAUGGAUUUGAGAGAGAUUCGGGAGCAAGCCUUGGGGAGCCCAGGUGUGAACCGCAGCCUCUUCGUCGCCACGCUCGAGCGGUGUUUCCAGGUGCUGAGCCCCCUGGAGUGUGUGGAGGUGCUGGGCAGGCUGCUGAGGGGGUCCUCGGGCAGCUUCCUCCAGCCAGAGGUGGCCCACAGGCUGCCCACAGACCUGCGGGAAGAUGCCUUUAAGAACCUGUCCGCCGUGCUCGGGGAGCUCUACGACCGAACGCCGGCCCGCGCGCGAAGCGCCUGCUACUCCUGGAUGACCCGGACUCUGCGCCCACCCGUGGAUGGCUCUGUUUCCUGGGUUAGUGCAGAAAACUUAUGGAUUUUGGGAAGAUAUAUGGUUCACCUACCACUUGAAGAAAUUCGUAGAAUUAGUCCUGUAGAAAUGGGGCUGUUCAUCAGCUAUGACAACGCCACCAAGCAGCUAGACACCAUCUACGACGUCACCCCCGAGCUAGCGCAGGCGUUUCUGGAGAGGAUUGGCUCCUCCAGCUUUGACAUGAGGAACAUCUCAACCAUCCACAGGCUAGGGCUGCUGGUUUGUUUCUAUGAUGACCUGGAGCCGCUGGACGCUGCGUUGGCCCGCGUCCUCCUUCACCAGAUGAUCAAGUGUAGUCGCCUGCGCAGCUCCCGGGCAGCUGUCCAGCAGCUCAAGGCUGACCUCCUUCACAUAGCCAAAGAGAACCAGACUCUCAACGACACCCUGGGCUCCUUGUCGGAUGCCAUCGUGGGGCUGACCCACCGUCAGCUGGAGUGCCUCUCCCCCGAGGCUGUGCACCGCGCCAUCUCCACCCUCAACCAGGUCUCAGGCUGGGCCAAGAGCCAGAUCAUCAUCUUGUCUGCCAAGUACUUGGCCCACGAACAGGUUCCAUCAUUCCACAGCCUCAGCCAGAUGGGGGCGCUGCUGGCAGGUGUGGGCACGCAGGCCCUCUACAGCAUGGAGCACAGGGAACUCUUGCAGGCCCUGAGAAGCACUGUCUCCCUGCACCUGUCGGAGCUGUCACCUGUCCAGCAGCAAGGGAUCCUGAGCAAGCUGGUAGAGGGAGGAGACCCUGCCUCAGGCAUUGCGCAGAUCCCAGGGUCUUUCUUCAAGGAAGUGUCUCUCUUUGAUUUAUGGAGGGAGCCACAAUUCAACGCCACGGCCCUGAAGGACAAGGAGCUUCGAAGAGGCCAGGCCUUGUUCCUGUAUGAGCAGCUGUGGAAGACUGCUGACGUGCCUGAGCGGCUCCUGAGUAUUGGGCAGCUUGUCAAAGGGGUGACAUGCUCACACAUAGAUGCCAUGAGCACAGACUUCUUCCUGGCCCACGUCCAGCAUUUUGAGAACAGUUUCUCAUUGCUUUCACCAAACCAGGUUAACUGUUUGGCGUGGAAAUACUGGGAAGUUUCCAGGUCAUCUAUGCCACCUUUUCUCUUGGCUACACUCCCGGCCCGCUUCCUGGCUUCAGUGCCCGCCUCGCGCUGUGGUCCCUUCCUGGUCAGCCUGGGGAAGAGCCGCCUGGACCGCUUGGUUUUGGAUUCCCACAAGAGGAGCUUGGUCCUUAGGAAAGUGCAGGAAUGCCUGGGGGGCUCUGUUGCCGAUGAGUUCGCCGUGGACAUCAUGGGGAGUCUGCUGUGUCACUUGCCAGGGACUGCCAUUGAGAGAGACAUCUCCCCUCGGGCCUGGGCCUCUGCCCUCCACAGCCUCCAAGGCUGCCCACGCCUCAGCCCCGAGCAGAGGGCCGCCGUGAGGCACAGACUCCUGGAACAGUCCGGCCCCCCUGAGAACUGGACAGCCGAGAUGACCAAGGAUCUGGGGCCUUUCCUGGCACUUUUCUCAGGAAGUGAAUUACACUCCAUUGCCUUAAAGUUUCCUGAUAUACUUCAGCAAAUAGCAUCUACAAUGGCGGGACCACUGCCUCCUGCAUUCCUCUGGGCUGUCUUUGAAUCUGUCCGGAAUAGUAGCAACAGGACCCCCAGUUUGGACCCAGUGUCUGGAUGCCAUGGAGAUGCUGCUCCUUCCUCCGAUGCCAUCAUCAGGUUGGUUGAAGCCAACGCCUGCUGGAAGGCGGAGGACCUGCUCUGCAUGGAUGAGGACACGUUCCUUAAGAACGUAGAGCUGCUGGGGACCAUCCGGGGUUUCAGCCACCCCCAGCUGAUGGCUCUGAAGGAGAAGGCGAUUCAGGUCUGGGAUGCACCUGCGCACUGGAGAGAGUACCACAUCGUUGCCCUGGGGCGAACUGCGCUGGCUCUCAACGAGAGCGAGCUGGAGCAGCUGGACCUGCACUCUGUAGAUACGGUGGCCUCCCUGGGCCAGCAGACCGAGUGGACGCCAGGGCAGGCUCGCUCCAUUCUGAAGGCAUUCCUGGAGGAUUCCGGCUGUGGUAUCCAGGAUCUGAAGAGCUUUCAUUUAGUCGGGCUUGGCACCAUCCUGUGUGCCAUGAAUAGCACUGAAAUUUCACUUAUAAAGAUCUCAGAAUUCAGGGUGGUGGUGGCCAGAAUUGGUACCCUGCUCUGCAGCAGCCACGUCUUGGUUGAGUUUAAGAGAAAGGCAGAAGCUGUAUUUGGCCACCCCGCUGAAUGGACGGGCUCUGUUCUGCAGGAGCUUGGGACAAUUGCAGCUGCUUUGUCUAAGGAAGAACUCCAAAGUCUCCACAAAGAACUGAUGCCGUAUUUCCAGCCAUCAGCCAUACGAAGCCUGCCUGCUGAGCUGUUCCAAGAGCUGUCGCCGGCACAGAUCGCCUCCCUGGGCCCCGAGAACGCGGCCGCGGUGACCCGGGCCCAGCGCCGGCGGCUCAGCGCGCCGCAGCUGCAGAGCCUCGAGCGGGCGCUAGAUGGCGCCAAGACCCACUCCGGGCCGGACGCGCCCGCCAGCGCUAGCCCGGGCCGCCCCCUGGCCUCCCGGGCUCCUGCAGGAGCCUUCGCAGCUUGGUGUCUUCGGCUGGGCUGUUUCCUGCUGCUUCUGAUGGCCAGGCCUCUGUGUGAAAUGGAUUCAGCACUCUACUUUUUGGUGUCUCAAGAAGCUGGCCAAGGUUUUUAG
Dipodomys spectabilis (banner-tailed kangaroo rat) is the source of this 3456-nucleotide messenger RNA. It is a transcript of the gene Otoa, whose product is annotated as otoancorin. The record is from RefSeq and is a predicted model, not a curated record. The transcript is spliced from 28 exons. NCBI's taxonomy places the organism in Eukaryota, Metazoa, Chordata, Mammalia, Rodentia, Heteromyidae. Gene Ontology annotation, biological process: cell-matrix adhesion. The coding region runs from base 1 to 3456 and encodes 1151 amino acids. Gene Ontology annotation, cellular component: cell surface.